UACUACUCUACACGACCUCGCUCUGUAGCUUUCCUUGCAACCGCUCGACGCGACCUCUCCACGACUGCCGGCCAGCCCUACUCCACAGAAUCAUCACCUUCACCGAUACCCAGUCCGCACGAUGGCUCUCCUCUCCACCAAGUCUCUGGCUGGCCCAGGAUACAUCAUCCUUAAUGUCAUCCGCGCCUUGAACAUCAUUGCCCUCGCCGCUGUGGUUACAGGCAGCUUCGUCAUGCUUGUCAAGACGUUUGUGGUCUCCAAGUUCUUCUUCUUCGAUGCCGUCAGCCAUGUCAUCACAGCCCUCACAAGCAUGUUCCUCAUCGUCUCCGAGUGCUCGCUCUUUCGCAGCUUCUACGCUCGUAACUGGCCACUGCUUAGCCCAGCCCACGGCUUCGUUGCUCUCGGCUGCGCCAUGAUCGUCCUUGGUCUCAACAUCCUCGGAAACAUGAACAAGGAGGCUACCAGCCAGGACUCGUUGGGCCUGCCCUUCUGGCGCCUGGUCCUUGCAUCUGGCAUCCUUUGCUUGGUCAUUGGCUUCUUCAACGUCGUCGCCAGCUACGUCUUCCGCGACUCCAGCCGCGGCAUCACAGCCCGUCGCGUCCGCUCCCACGGUGCUGUCGCCCUCACCGACGCCGAAUCAGCCCCAAGCAUCGGCAAUGGCAAAUCCCUCAGCAUCAACACGCACACCACCGGCUCCUCGUCCUCGGGCACGCUGCACCACAUCGAGCUGACCUCACCCACCAACGUCAAGGAACCCCACCGGACCUUCUCCCCAGCCCGCACCUUCCGCAACGCCCGCAACUCCAUCCUCCCAUCCUACCACAGCUCAUCGCCGCUGCGCGUCUUCCACUCAUCCUCUAAUUCAACUGAUACGUCGCCGUCGAAGAAGAGCAAGCGAGGCAGCACCGGCCCGCGGGUCCCGAUCAAUAUCUCGGCGCCGCUGAAUGUGAAUCCGCAGUUUGCGCAUUUGGUCCGACCUGACAUGGCACACCACCCCUCUCAUAGGAGCCCGGUUGAUCGUUCGGAGACUGGAUUAGGGUUCUAAGUAAAAGAAGCCUCACUAUGGAACACAACGUUCUAAGAUCCUACCUACUAACUCACCCGUCGAGAUGAUAUGAUUCUGUGGCAGUGUGGUUCGGCUCGGCGGUUAUGACUCUUCAUUCCUUUCUGAAUGCUCUUGCAUUACUUCUUGACUUUCUUUACGACCUUUCUUUUCUUCUUGAUGGCUGCACGCUGCUACGACGGGGGGUGUCGCAGUCGUAGGGUAUAUAUGGCGCUAGUAGGAUCCGGGGUGCGGGUGGGAUUUGCCACUCUUUUGAUGAGUAUGAUUCGAUACCAGAGAUUGAUUGAAUUGGGCUGGACGGUCUUUUCUGAUCACGAGUGAUCUGAAGUGGAGUGGAUUGAGAGGUUGGGUAGGAUAUGGGUACAGUUACGACGACAUGGAGUUG
Messenger RNA from Mytilinidion resinicola, 1448 nucleotides. RefSeq lists its product as uncharacterized. The transcript is spliced from 4 exons. Bases 122 to 1045 code for a protein of 307 amino acids. NCBI's taxonomy places the organism in Eukaryota, Fungi, Ascomycota, Dothideomycetes, Mytilinidiales, Mytilinidiaceae. The record is from RefSeq and is a predicted model, not a curated record.